Molecule: messenger RNA, 3494 nt
Organism: Onychostoma macrolepis
Lineage: Eukaryota; Metazoa; Chordata; Actinopteri; Cypriniformes; Cyprinidae
Gene: rcor3
Product: REST corepressor 3
Exons: 12
Coding region: 157-1785 (542 amino acids)
Biological process (GO): negative regulation of DNA-templated transcription; regulation of transcription by RNA polymerase II
Cellular component (GO): histone deacetylase complex; transcription regulator complex
Molecular function (GO): transcription corepressor activity
Source: RefSeq, a predicted model, not a curated record
AGACGGACAGUGAAGCUAAGCGAACGCGAGAGCGAUCCAGCGGAGGGAUACCGGAGAGCACCGCGGCGCAGCUGCGCAGAGCCACUGGACAGAGAAUAAAUGCUGUAGUGUUGACAUAUUUCUUUUUUGCUUAAAAUUAUCACGCGUUUCGCCACUAUGCCGGGAAUGAUGGACAAAGGGUCGGAAUAUCUGGGGAAAGGUCGCUCAAAUGGGACGAAAAGCCCGUCUAACGCCUCGAAUGGACAUUUUUCGGAUGAGAGCGGCAGCGACGACGAGCACGAUGUGGGCAUGCGUGUGGGGUCAGAUUACCAAGCAAAUAUUCCUGAGUUUGAUCCAGGCUCCACAAAAUACAGCGAUAAAGACAACGGUGGCAUGUUGGUUUGGUCUCCACAUCACACAAUAGUUGACUCUAAAUUGGAUGAGUACAUUGCAAUUGCAAAAGAAAAGCAUGGAUACAAUGUUGAGCAGGCUCUCGGCAUGCUCUUCUGGCAUAAACACAACAUUGAGAAGUCCCUUGCUGAUCUGCCAAACUUCACCCCCUUCCCUGAUGAGUGGACGGUGGAGGACAAGGUGUUGUUUGAACAAGCGUUCAGUUUUCACGGGAAGAGCUUUCAUCGGAUCCAGCAGAUGUUGCCGGACAAAUCCAUAUCCAGUCUUGUGAAGUACUACUAUUCAUGGAAAAAAACACGAUCCCGAACGAGUCUAAUGGACCGACAAGCACGAAAGCUGGCAAACCGGAAUAAUCAAGAUGAAAGUGAGGAAGAGAUGGAAGAAGCCAACCCCAUUGAGGCCAACGACAGUGAUUAUGACCCUACAAAAGAGGCGAAGAAGGAGAGUCAUGCUGAACCUCAGAUGCUGAGCUCCAAGAUUGGACUGGGACGGAGAGACCACCAGACCCUGCAGCACCGUCACCAUAGCCAGCGGUCCAAGUGCCGCCCACCCAAAGGCAUGUACCUCACACAGGAGGAUGUGGUGGCCGUCUCCUGCAGCUCCAGCGCUGCAAACUCUGUCCUGCGUCAACUCGACAUGGAGCUGGUGUCUCUGAAACGACAGGUUCAAAAUACUAAGCAGUUAAACAGUGGACUUAAACAGAAGCUUGAAGAUGGAAUUGAUGAAUUCAGACUGCCUGAGUGCACCCAAAAAAUUAAUGCCCGCUGGACAACAGAUGAGCAGCUCUUGGCAGUACAAGGAGUACGAAAAUACGGGAAGGACUUCCAGGCUAUUGCUGAUGUGAUUGGGAAUAAAACGGUGGGGCAGGUGAAGAAUUUCUUUGUGAACUAUCGGCGGCGCUUUAACUUGGACGAGGUGCUUCAGGAAUGGGAGGCGGAGCAGGGAGUUCACACUCCCAAUGGAGACGGUGCCAACUCUGGUGAGGAUGGAAAGAACAGCAACAUCUCCUCAGGAAAGAGCACAGAUGAAGAAGAGGAAGAGGGUCAGGUGACCCCAGCCUCCGGUCCGUCUCCUGUAGCCACAUCAGCGUCUCUAACAGCAGCCAGCAGCUCCACCUCUCUCAACCAGCCUCCACCUCUUCUGCGCCCAUCUCUUCCUGCCACUCCAGCGCUACACCGUCAGCCGCCGCCUCUGCAGCAGCAAGCCCGCUUCCUUCAGCCCCGUCCUGCCCUGAACCAGCCUCCGCCGCUCAUUCGGCCCUCCAACCCCCUCCCUCCGCGCCUCAACCCCCGACCCACAGCCCCUGUUCCCAUCAUGGCUUCUGUGGCGCCGGGCCAGCAGCCGCCCACUCUGGUGGGCAUCCAGUCCGAGACGCCCUCCUCCUCUCUACACUGAUGCGUUUUAUAUUUGUGACAUUGCAGAUGAAGGUAAUAAUUAGUUAGCAGUUCUCAUUGUGAAUACUAGGAAAAAAAUGAUUGUUUUAAACUGUAUAUAUUAGUUAUGUAACUUUCUAUUUAUUUAAACUGUUUUUUUAUUUUAGAUUUUGUAAUCAUGUUGUAACGUUGUACUUUUUAAAGCAAUAGUUCACCUAAAAAUGAAAAUUACCCCAUGAUUUACUCACCCUCAAGCCGUCCUAGGUGUAUAUAACUGUCUUCUUUCAGAUGAGUACAGUCGGAGUUAAAUUAAAAAAUGUCCUGGCUCUUCCAAGUUUUAUAAAGGCAGUGAAUGGCUGUUGAGAUUUUGAAGCCCAAUAAAGUGUGUUCAUCCAUCAUUAAAAGUGCUCCACAAGGCCUUCUGAAGCAAAGAGAUGUGUUUGUAUAAGAAAAAUAUAUUUAAACUUUAUCAAUCGUAAUCUCUAGCUCCUGUUAUCUGCCGUGCCCGUGUUAAAGAGAGAGUGGCGUUCCAGCGGAUGACGUAGGCAUAGCGUAAGCUCCGGUGAGAAUAUGCUAGUCUCCCGAGAACCAAGUUUUGUUUACAGCAAAGGAAAACCCAGUCUCCUCUUGGCUUAUAUCAAAAUCCUCUGACAUUUUUUCUUUACAAAUCCUCAUUUGUGCUUCUAAUUGUGCUUCUAACAACUGGUGUUGUUUUGCUCUCUCCUCUGCGCUUCCGUGUUCGUCACUUCUCUCUCAUAAAUGUGCGUAUAGUUUUAAAUAUUUUUUUUCUUCCACAAAUGCAUUCGCUUCAGAAGACCUUUAUUAACCCGACGGAGCCGUGUGGAGCACUUUUAAUGAUGAUGAACGCACUUUAUUUUGCGUAAAUCUCAACAGCCAUUCACUGCCAUUAUAAAACUUGGAAGAGGCAGGACAUUUAAAAAAAAAAAAAAAGGUCAUAUACACCUAUGAUGCCUUGAGGGGGAGUAAAACACCAGGCAAUUCUCAUUUUUGGGUGAACUCGCUUCAAGUCUUUAAAAUAUUGUGUUCUAUCUCAGCACUUUUUCUUGUUGUUCCUUAGUAUCUAUGAUGUAACGGCAAACCUCUUUAAAAAGGUUUUGUUUGUUGUUUUGUUGUUCAUCUGUGUCUGUGGUUGUCGUUUUAUGUGUUUCAUAUUUUAAUAUUUGGUGCUACAGACUGACAGAAAAAUCACCUGUCCAAAUUCUCUUGCCAUCAAAGUGCUCUUAACAAGAAAAUAUUUAAUCUCAUACUUAAUUGCUAAUGAAACUCAUAGAAAAUUCCUACUGUCAUACCUUUUCUCCUUUUUUUUUUUUUUUUUGGUCAUGGAUACCAAUUUCAGUCGCUUUGGAGUAUAAAACACUUAUUUUCAGCCUCAUCUGUUAAUUAGCAUUUAAUUGGGUUUGUUUAUAAACCUGUUUGACUUGCAGAAAAGUGUAAAUGAUCCACAUUUUCCAACCAGACAUUAAGCUGUUGCCCCGAGUCGUUUCAUUAGUGGUGUGUUGUUUAAUCCGAUUAUGCAUGUAGCGUUACCCUUCUUCUACCCCGUAAGAAGUGCAGGAUUCGGAGUUGAUCAGAUCAUGCUCACAUACACAUCGUUUUCCAAUUAAGGUCUACAUUCUGGUUAAACCUUUAUUCUGAAAGAUGUUUACAUAAAUCUACGGCUCUGAAUAUUACUGAAUGCAUGUAAUUAUCAGAAUAAACUAAUGGACGUUC